This is a messenger RNA of Microthlaspi erraticum, 459 nucleotides long. The record is from the annotation of a GenBank genome assembly. Lineage: Eukaryota; Viridiplantae; Streptophyta; Magnoliopsida; Brassicales; Brassicaceae.
AUGCUGGUCUGCCUCAGAGCCACUAUACCACUCCCGUGCUGCUCUCAGUCUUUUCACAAGAAAUUCAAACUUCUCAAGUUUGAGAUGAGAACCUUUAACCGUACUCAGUUUGGUGGCUUACCAGCGAAAACCAAAGAAGCAUUCAACAAUCUCUGUCUGCUCCAGGAUAAGGCAUUAGCAAACCCGGACUCUCCUACUUUUGAAGCAGUCUCAAUCACUGCUGAUCGCUGGCACUACCUUGCAAGUGUAGAGGAAAGAUUCUAUAGACAACUCAAAGUCGACACAUGCGAGAUAUUUACUGAUCCUUCUGACAUCAAACGAGAGGUCGUCCUACAUUUUCAGCGAUUCAUGCAGUCACAUGCUCCUGAAUCAGAGACGGCGACUUCGGAAUAUAUGCGGGAUCUCUUAACAUAUCGCUGCUCCCCUGAUAUGGCGGCUUCCCUCUCGGCAAGCGACUGA